Messenger RNA from Pomacea canaliculata, 450 nucleotides. Its product is annotated as ADAM 17-like protease. NCBI's taxonomy places the organism in Eukaryota, Metazoa, Mollusca, Gastropoda, Architaenioglossa, Ampullariidae. The coding region runs from base 1 to 450 and encodes 149 amino acids. The transcript is spliced from 5 exons. Gene Ontology annotation, molecular function: metalloendopeptidase activity. The record is from RefSeq and is a predicted model, not a curated record. Gene Ontology annotation, cellular component: plasma membrane. Gene Ontology annotation, biological process: Notch signaling pathway; membrane protein ectodomain proteolysis.
AUGGAUAUAACACUGAGUGGAGCAUAUGGAAUAAAGGAUAAAAAGUUGCCCAUUGUUACAAUGCCCGUCGUGAGACACCUCCCUUCAUCAAGUGGGUGGGAUCUGAUUAGCUACAGGCUUUCUGAUGUCAACUGGAAUCAUACGGGUCCUUUUUCCGAUCCACUAACAUUAUUCCAACGACCGUUUUCAGACGAGUCAGUUUCAAGCGACGAGCAGCAUCAGAGAUUCAGCAGAAUCAGACAAAAACGACAGAAUAAUGGCUUCAAGAAAAGGUGUUCCUUACGACUGGUUGCCGACUAUUCGUUUUAUAGCCAGUAUGCCAGGUCUAGUGCUUCUGAAGCUAUAAAGAUAAUGGUGAGCUCUAUUGAAGAGGUGAACCGAAUAUACACCCAUACAGAGUGGAAAAUAGCGGAAAGCCUUGGCUGGGGCUUUGUGAUCAAACAGGUUUAA